Corylus avellana is the source of this 1344-nucleotide messenger RNA. RefSeq names its product glyoxalase 2-1 (gene GLX2-1). The record is from RefSeq and is a predicted model, not a curated record. NCBI's taxonomy places the organism in Eukaryota, Viridiplantae, Streptophyta, Magnoliopsida, Fagales, Betulaceae. Gene Ontology annotation, molecular function: hydroxyacylglutathione hydrolase activity.
CAUUUCCAACUCUCAAAAUAUAUUGAGAGUUGCCUGCCAACUGCAAAAAGUGCCAACGCACCCACACACACACCCACCUACGCACUCUCUCUCUCUCUCUCUCUUUCCCGGUGCAGAUGUUCUCCAGGGCCUCCUCUGCCAUGGCUGCCUUUCCUUGCACUAGGGUGAGGAGUGGGCUCCGUGUAUGGCCGGGCAUGAGACAACUUUGCUUCAGAGGAGGCCUUUUAUAUGGAUUCUUUCGGUUCUUGUCUACUCCAUUAAAAACCUUGCGUGGAGCUAGUCGAUCACUUAAAGUUAAUCAAUUUUGCAGUGUUGUUAAUCUGUCUUCAACCUUGCAAAUUGAAUUGGUACCAUGUCUCAAGGACAAUUAUGCAUAUCUCUUACAUGACGUAGAUACAGGCACAGUUGGUGUUGUUGAUCCUUCUGAAGCUGUGCCUGUUAUAGAUGCUUUGAGAAGGAAAAAUCGAAAUUUGACGUACAUAUUGAACACUCAUCAUCAUUUUGAUCACACUGGUGGGAAUGCAGAGCUAAAAGAAAGGUACGGUGCAAAGGUGAUUGGUUCAGCAACAGACAGGGAUAGGAUUCCUGGUAUUGAUAUUGUUUUGAAUGAUGGAGACAAGUGGAUGUUUGCAGGCCAUGAGGUUCUUGUAAUGGAGACCCCUGGUCAUACUCGAGGCCACAUUAGCUUCUAUUUUCCAGGAUCUGGGGCAGUUUUUACUGGUGACACUUUGUUCAGCUUAUCGUGUGGCAAGCUUUUUGAAGGAACCCCUGAACAGAUGUUAUCUUCCCUUAAAAAGAUCAUGGCUUUGCCAGAAGAUACAAAUAUAUAUUGCGGUCAUGAAUAUACAUUGAGUAAUUCAAAGUUUGCUUUGUCUAUAGAACCCCAUAAUGAGGCUCUCAAGUCCUUUGCAGCCAAUGUAGCCCAUCUUCGCAGCAAGGGCUUGCCAACGAUUCCAACUACAAUUAAGAUGGAGAAGUCUUGUAAUCCUUUCCUUCGCACUUCAAGUAUGGAAAUCCGACGCUCCCUAAAAAUUUCGGACACAGCCGAUGACGUUGAAGCUUUGGGUGUCAUCCGCCAAGCAAAGGAUAAUUUUUAAGAUGUUUUUGAGGCCUAUUUCUGAUUGUGUAUAGGAUCCAUUUGUGCAAUAAACUCCACAGAUCUAUUUGUUAAUAUAUUUCUAUUUUUUUGAGUUAGAAAUCUCUAGAGCUAGACUAAUAUUUGUGUUGCCUACAAGAACUAUGUUGAUAAUUAAAUACCUGCUGUAUUCCUGAAAGAAAAUGCAGCAUGUAAUGAUCAAAAUUAGAUUGUUACAUCUAAUGAAAAUCUGUUGACGUGAUUAAUCA